Messenger RNA from Bactrocera latifrons, 588 nucleotides. RefSeq lists its product as uncharacterized. The transcript has a single exon. The coding region runs from base 1 to 588 and encodes 195 amino acids. The record is from RefSeq and is a predicted model, not a curated record. Lineage: Eukaryota; Metazoa; Arthropoda; Insecta; Diptera; Tephritidae. Gene Ontology annotation, molecular function: nucleic acid binding.
AUGCAAUGUAUCUCGAACUUGCUGGAGACCUUUCGUCAAUUGCACUGUCAGCAAUCUGGCAACGGCACUUUUGCUGAAAAGGAAUUACGAUUAGCCUAUGAACGCUGCAUUCGCGAUGAAAGCGUGUCAUCAUACUUCGUAAACGCCCAAAUAUUUUGGCAUUUCAAUCCUCCAAACGCCCCUUACAUGGGUGGCUUCUGGGAAGCUGGUAUAAAACGUAUCAAAUAUCAUCUUAAACGGGCCUUAGAUACUUCGCUUCUAACUUAUGAAGAAUUUGCAAGAGUACUGACUGAAGUUGAGGCAUAUGUAAACUCGCGUCCUAUUUGCUUUAUUCCUACAAAUGUAAAUGAUUUCGAAGUCCUCACUACUGGACACUUCAUGAUUGGCGAACCGAUAAAGGGGCUUCCCGACCCUGACGUUGAGGUGUUCAAGGGAAUUAUAUUUCAACGUUGGCAAGUCAUUGUGUCAAUUAGACAACACUUCUGGAAUCGAUGGCGAGACGAGUAUCUUGUAAGUCUUCAACGUCGUUCGAAAUGGAUACGUUCAACGCCGAAUUUGCAGAAAGAUGAUAUCGUUAUCAUUACAUGA